Messenger RNA from Drosophila eugracilis, 555 nucleotides. It is a transcript of the gene RpL37a, whose product is annotated as probable 60S ribosomal protein L37-A. The transcript has 3 exons. Gene Ontology annotation, biological process: translation. Gene Ontology annotation, molecular function: RNA binding; structural constituent of ribosome. The record is from RefSeq and is a predicted model, not a curated record. NCBI's taxonomy places the organism in Eukaryota, Metazoa, Arthropoda, Insecta, Diptera, Drosophilidae. Bases 85 to 369 code for a protein of 94 amino acids. Gene Ontology annotation, cellular component: cytosolic large ribosomal subunit; ribosome.
UGCAACCCUGCAGCGACGCCAUAUUGUGACAGCCGCUGUCAAUUUCUCUUUCGCUCUUUCUUGUUCAACCGUUCGCCACACAAGAUGACGAAGGGUACCUCCAGCUUUGGUAAACGCCACAACAAGACGCACACCUUGUGCCGUCGUUGUGGACGUUCUUCGUACCACAUCCAAAAGUCGACUUGCGCCCAGUGCGGCUACCCUGCCGCCAAGUUGCGUUCCUACAACUGGUCUGUGAAGGCCAAGAGGAGGAAGACCACCGGCACCGGUCGCAUGCAGCACCUGAAGGUUGUGCGUCGUCGUUUCCGCAACGGAUUCCGUGAGGGCACCCAGGCCAAACCCAAGAAGGCCGCUCCUUCCAGCAAGUAGGACCGACUGGCUAUCAUAAGGUAUAUCCCCAAAGAUAUAUGUAGAUAGCAGUUCCCUAUUACAAGAACGACAGCCUCUGGCAGAACUUCGUGAAAAUACCAUCUAAAAUCCUCAGUAAAUGGCCCCUAAAAAGGCUAAUAAAUUGCUCGAGCGCUAAUAAAUGAACGUUUUUUUUUAUUAAGUGAA